GCCAGGAUGGGCAAAGCGGCGUAGUGGUGGUGCGCCGCCACUGAGCCAUCGUGCGAGGAAGAUUGAGACCGAACCGAGCAGGACUGAGAUUGAUCAAGCGAACCCCUUCACUUUCUUUUACCUCUUCCACAGCUUAUCCUUUUUGAAAUUUCAGUUUUUCUUUCUUUUCUGGUAAUUCUGUUUCUACUUUUCACUCUCAAUCUCUUUCUUUCCCUUUCUGUCUGUGUCCUUCUCACCCUCCCCACCACUUCAUGCUUUUCUAGGCUUGUACAAUGUCUCUGAAUCCGCCAAGCAGCAAUGACGCCUGCCUUAGCAUCGUGCACAGUCUAAUGUGCCACCGACAAGGUGGAGAGAAUGAGACCUUUGCCAAGCGAGCAAUUGAAAGUCUGGUCAAAAAGCUGAAAGAGAAGAAAGAUGAGCUGGACUCGUUGAUCACUGCCAUAACUACCAAUGGUGCUCAUCCAAGCAAGUGCGUCACCAUACAGAGGACGCUGGAUGGACGGCUGCAGGUAGCUGGCCGGAAAGGUUUUCCCCAUGUAAUUUAUGCCAGGUUGUGGAGAUGGCCAGACCUUCAUAAAAAUGAACUUAAGCAUGUAAAGUUUUGUCAAUUUGCCUUCGACCUGAAGUAUGACAACGUCUGUGUAAACCCUUACCACUACGAGAGGGUGGUGUCCCCAGGAAUUGCAGGACUCAGCCUUCAGAACACAGCUCCUCCUGCCCGUUUGAUUAAAGAAGAAUUCAUGCACGAUUGUGUCCAAUUAGAUAUGCCCACACAAGCUGACCACUCCAGUGGAAUGAAGCUGCCGCCACCUGACCCGUUUAGUCAACCUUUGCCGCCGUUGCAACUUCCUGAAACCUCAAGACCCCCACUUGUAAAUCUGUAUCCUAACAUACCCCUCUCUCCAAAUGGCUCUGGCUCACUGCUGCCAAUGACUGGUCAUAAUGAAGGACUCUUGCAGAUUGCACCCCCUCAUCCACAGAUGGCCCCCACACCACCUCCUUCCACUUCAACUCAUACAGGACCUACUCAACAGAAUGGCUAUGUCACACCUAAGCAGAAUCAACAGCAGCCAUCACAGCAGUACCAUAAUAACACACCUACCUGGACAGGCAGCAGCACAACUGCCUACACCCCAGUUGGACCUCAGCAGAAUGGAAGAGGUCAUCAGCAGCCACCUCUGCAUCUUUCAAACCACUUCUGGUCACAGCACCACAACAACCUAUCCUUUCCCCCAGUGUCCACACAUCCAGGCCCAGAAUUCUGGUGCUCGAUUGCCUACUUUGAGAUGGAUGUUCAAGUGGGUGAGAUGUUCAAGGUGCCGGCCAGCUGCCCAGUAGUUACUGUGGAUGGUUAUGUGGACCCUUCUGGUGGAGACCGUUUCUGUUUGGGACAGCUCUCCAAUGUGCACAGGACUGAUGCCAGUGAAAGAGCCAGGUUACACAUUGGGAAGGGGGUGCAGCUGGAGUGUCGUGGAGAGGGUGAUGUGUGGAUGCGCUGUCUCAGUGAUCAUGCUGUUUUUGUUCAGAGUUAUUAUCUUGACCGAGAGGCUGGCCGGGCACCAGGAGAUGCUGUACACAAGAUCUACCCAGGAGCCUAUAUUAAGGUAUUUGAUCUCAGGCAAUGUCACCGACAAAUGCAGCAGCAGGCUGCCCCUGCACAAGCCGCAGCUGCUGCACAAGCUGCUGCAGUGGCAGGAAGCAUACCAGGGCCAGGAAGUGUUGGCGGAAUCGCACCAGCAGUCAGUCUCUCGGCAGCUGCAGGUAUUGGUGUAGAUGACCUGCGUCGUCUUUGUAUUUUACGUCUCAGCUUUGUGAAAGGCUGGGGCCCUGACUAUCCCAGGCAGAGCAUCAAGCACACCCCAUGUUGGAUAGAAGUCCACCUCCAUCGGGCAUUGCAGCUUUUGGAUGAGGUCCUUCACACCAUGCCUAUUUCUGACCCAGGACCAGUAAACUGACGUAAAAAAAAAAUAUGUAGAGGAGUAGUUGAUAUCAAACUUUACCACAUAGCUGGUAGAAGAGGUGGCCAUUACUGACCAUGAGACAAUUCACUUACCAAAGUAGUUGACAGCAUCUUGUGCAACCCAAAGACAUUUCUUUUAUAGUUUCUAGCUAAAGAACCAGACAGCUUGGUAAAUGGUAACACCAAAAAAGUCCCAGGCAGUGACCAGCUACAUACACAAGUCAAAAGUUAUGCUGCACAUGUGUGCAUUCUGAUAAAAAUCAAAACAAUAUCAAAUUCUUGGACAUAACUAUAGCGGUUCUAUUCACUCUUAAAUUUUUCCACAUUAUUGCCUUAGCUAAGGUGUAAGCAACUGCCAGGUUAAUUGGCCAUCUGUGUUAAACUUUAGUGAUUCAAAUUAUUUUACAAUAAAUUUAGCUGUUCCAUUAGGGUACCCCAUGCUGGGUAGUACACUGUAACUCAUGUACUCAAUCAUGAGUAUCUAGAAGUUUUCAGAAACACUUUACCACAGAAGAUCAUGGAAUUAGAAUAAAUAUGUUGUUAGUGGUCUGGAAUGUACUUGGGAACCUCAUCAAGAUAAUUACAUUAUUGUGGAAUAGCUAUUUUACUGCCAAAAUCCUGUCUAAACUAAGUAAUACAUCCAAAUGUGUUGACCAAACGUAAUGGAGACUCAAGAGACCAAUGUCAGCUUUGAAAAACGUACAGAUCUUAAUAUCUAAGACCAAUCAAAAUUGUGGGUGACAAAAUUAUCUCAAGCAGUCUUUAAAUAUGGUCUUACAAAGUAGCCAUUCAAAAAGAAAGCUAAUGUAGAAUCCCAUUUUAAUUAUGCAAAAAGAAAGGAUGAAAUUCCGUUACCACAAGCAGAAACGUUUCAGGAAAUUCUUUCCAGCCUAAGUGUGACUUUUGCAUAAACCUCUGACAGCACUGAACCAUGAAACCACAUACCAACUACAAAGUAUAACAAUAGCAGCAUCACAGUAUGUUGCUCAUUGCCAGAGACAAAAAAGGUAAAGUAAGAGUUCUAGAGGUGUAGACUUUGUGUAGCCAAUGAUAAAUGCACAAGUACACAUCAAUACCUUGUGCCAGAAGGGAGCAUGUGGGCAUAGCACAGUUGUAUUGAGCCUCUGUUUAAUUUAAGUGAGCUUGCCUUCUUAUUUUAAGCUUUGCCAAUGCCAUGGCUCCAGCUGGAAUAUAACCAAAAAGAAAAACUUCAAAUCCAAACAAAGAUUUGCCAAAACUUUUUUCCCUCCUUUCUGAGCCAAAGCCCAUACAAGAUUAAUAACAGUUGGUGCCUUCUUUUAAAGUUUUGUGCAUAGUUUUAAAAAAGCUGAAGUUGGUGUAUGUGUCCUCUCAUCCAGCAUUUCAAAGGUUGGGAUGACAUACAGUUGGAUGGCAUCUUUACACAGCCAGUUGAUGUGUUUUAGAUGUCCAUUUGGGGAAGACAUUUUGUGACACCCCAAUAUGACAGAAUAACCUUUUCUAUACUCAAGUAAGGCAAUAUUAGUUGUGAAAAGUAUUCAGUUCCUGUUUUGGAAAGCUUUAUUGUGUUUUUUUAUUAUUAAGCUUUUUAUUAGGGUAGAAAUCUGUUUGUUAGACGGCUUAAAAGCAAGCUAGUGGAAUUAACUUAACACCAAACAAACGUAACAUUUGAACCCAGAAAUGAAAGAGAGAAGGGAGGUUGGUGAAUUUGCUGUAGAAAGCAGCGUUUAUCCAUCAGAUAGAAAAAAAAAACACUAGUACAAUUGCCAUUUUGAGGUACCUGAUGUCCAACUUGUAACAUUAUUGUAAGUUUUUUUUUUUUUUUCAACUUUAAGAAACCAAAGCUCGUCAAAAUCUUAUUGUGAAACCUUCCUCCCCUGAUCCAGUACUGUUCAUACACUUGCGAUGAUGCUGACGAAUCUGCCUGUUGUGAUUGUUGAUACAUCUUCUUUAUUUUCUUAUUACUCUAUAUAUCUCUGCCCAGUUGCAGAAACAGUCCAUACUGCCAACGGUCACUUAAGCCUACAGUAUUUUGUUUGUGGAAUGUUUGAAAAAGUUUAACUAAGAUCUCCUUUGACUGAUGUAAUGUCAUCUUUUGAGCCCUCCAGAUUCCAAAAGUCAGUAUGUUGAGCGUACUGAAUUUACAAAGGGGUGACACAGUCAUUUCUUGUCAUCUUCUAGUAGUUUCUGGGUUAUAUUGGUUGUAAAACUGCAGGGAGGAUGGUUCAUUUUUGACUGAUUGUUAUUCAGAAGACGGUGUAAACUCCCCAAAAAUGGAGGGGUAAUCCAUUUUUCAUUUCAUUUGAUUUUUUUUUGUUUUGUGUUGUUUUUAGCAGCUCAGAGUCUUGGAAAAAUCCAGGACUUCAUCAGUUACAAAACCUAAACAUCAAGGCAAUGAAAAAAAUAGAGGAUUUUAAUCGUGUCAGACACGAAGCCUCUCGUCAUGGAUUAAUUCAUUCCACUUUAAAAGCUCUUAAUUUUAUGCUGUACCAAGUGUAAUUUUAUUUGAUGGGUAUUUUUUUUAUCUUUUAUUGUAAUUAUUGUUGCAGCUGAAAGAGCUAUGGAUUUGUCUGUGUAGACUACACCAAAGUUAAUAAAAAAUGUUAGCCAUUUU
Messenger RNA from Polypterus senegalus (gray bichir), 4553 nucleotides. RefSeq names its product SMAD family member 10a (gene smad10a). Gene Ontology annotation, biological process: regulation of transcription by RNA polymerase II; SMAD protein signal transduction; cell differentiation. Gene Ontology annotation, molecular function: DNA-binding transcription factor activity, RNA polymerase II-specific; I-SMAD binding; RNA polymerase II cis-regulatory region sequence-specific DNA binding. The record is from RefSeq and is a predicted model, not a curated record. The coding region runs from base 273 to 1955 and encodes 560 amino acids. NCBI's taxonomy places the organism in Eukaryota, Metazoa, Chordata, Cladistia, Polypteriformes, Polypteridae. Gene Ontology annotation, cellular component: heteromeric SMAD protein complex. The transcript has 12 exons.